Messenger RNA from Drosophila bipectinata, 1568 nucleotides. It is a transcript of the gene RagC-D, whose product is annotated as Ras-related GTP binding C/D. Gene Ontology annotation, cellular component: nucleus; lysosome; Gtr1-Gtr2 GTPase complex. The record is from RefSeq and is a predicted model, not a curated record. Gene Ontology annotation, biological process: negative regulation of autophagy; cellular response to starvation. NCBI's taxonomy places the organism in Eukaryota, Metazoa, Arthropoda, Insecta, Diptera, Drosophilidae. Gene Ontology annotation, molecular function: GTPase activity; GTP binding.
AGCUGUUCGCUAUCGAUAGUCAGCUGAUGACCCACCCACGGAAACCUGCAGCAAAAGUCUAAAAAGUAAACUAACCAUCUGCUUUAUUCAUUAUUUGUGCGUUUUAUGCACCUACCCGCCUAUAUCGUGCCGGUAGACUAUUCAUAAUUGGACACCAGCGAAAUCUGAGCAAGAACAGUACAAUGAGCUACGAUGACGAUGACUAUCCGGCGGACACGUUCCCCAAGGACUUUGGCUACAGAGCGUACAACCAGGAUGGUCUUGAAAUGGAGCCGAAUGCCACAGGCAGCAGCGAGACCAAGCCCAGGAUCUUGCUGAUGGGACUGCGCAGAUCGGGCAAGAGUUCCAUCCAAAAGGUGGUCUUCCACAAGAUGUCGCCGAACGAAACACUCUUUCUGGAGUCCACUAGCAAGAUCGUCAAGGACGACAUAAACAAUUCCAGCUUUGUGCAGUUUCAGAUAUGGGAUUUUCCGGGUCAGAUUGACUUUAUCGAGCCGACCUUUGACUCUGACAUGAUCUUUGGUGGCUGCGGAGCGCUGGUUUUUGUUAUAGAUGCGAAGGAUGAUUAUAAUGAAGCUCUGACCAAGUUCAAAAAUACAGUGAUAAAAGCGUACAAGGUAAACCAGCGCAUCAAGUUUGAAGUGUUUAUCCAUAAGGUUGAUGGAAUCAGCGACGACUCUAAAAUGGAAUCGCAGCGCGACAUUCAUCAGAGGACGUCGGACGACCUCAGCGAGGCAGGCCUCAACCAGAUCCACCUGAGUUUUCACCUCACCUCCAUAUAUGACCACUCGAUCUUCGAGGCAUUCUCCAAAGUGGUGCAGAAACUCAUUCCCCAGCUGCCCACGCUUGAGAACCUCCUAAACAUUUUUAUACCAAACUCUGGUAUAGAAAAGGCUUUCUUGUUUGAUGUUGUCUCCAAGAUUUACAUAGCCACAGACUCCUCGCCGGUGGAUAUGCAGACCUACGAGCUGUGCUGCGACAUGAUUGACGUAGUCAUCGAUCUGUCCAGCAUAUAUAGCUCUGAGGAAACCGCAUUCGACAGCGGCAGUUCUAGUCUCAUAAAGCUGAACAACAACACGAUACUAUACUUGCGAGAGGUGAAUAAGUUUCUGGCAUUGGUCUGUAUCCUGCGAGAGGAGAACUUUAACCGUCAGGGCGUGAUCGACUACAACUUUAUCUGCUUCCGUGAUGCCAUUAGCAAGGUAUUCGAGUUGCGGCUCAAGCGCCAGAAGCAGCUCGAGAAUAUUGAUCAGGACGACGAUGAUCUUGUGGAGGAUCACACCCUGGUUGGCCAUGUCACCGAUCCAUCUGUGAUGUCGCGGGCGCGGCCGAUUGAUUAGGCGCGCUCCAUUGCUAGGCGGGCCACGUUUAUUUCUCUAUGCUAACUUCUCUGUGGACACAUUGAUUCCGAUUUCUAUGUUUUCUUCCGUUAUAUCUGCUGUUAAUUUUUGUCUACUGAUAUGUUAAGUCGCUCCCCAUGCAGAGCAGCGUGAGCAAGUUGCCCAGCGGUUGAAAUUAAUGAUAAUAAUACCAAUAAAUAUGUCUAUUUUUAAUAAACGAAAAACGUA